UUCAAUUGCAACAACAAUGAACCUUCCUCCAUGUGCAAGCAACAACCAUGAAGCUUCCUCCAUGUGCAAGAAUGACAAAUGGAGCUUCCAUACACCGAAGAGUACACCUAGGAGUGACCUUCCUUCCAACCACCAUUGAAGCUUCCUUCCACCUUCAUAGUACCUAGUUUUGGUGCUAUAAAUAGAGAGCUUGGAGAGUCUUUCUAUCAUCAAGCAAUUUAGAUCAUAGAUUAGAAUACCACAACCAAGUUUGAGUUGUGAAUAUCCUUGAGAGAUAUGUGAGGUGUUUUGAGAGUUUUUAGUUAGAGCUUGUAUGUCUCUUCUUUCUAUUCUUGAAAGUAAUAGAAGUGUUUUUCUCUCAUAUUAGCACGAUCCUGUUAUUCCCAACAAGUGGUAUCAGAGACUGGUUGAGGUUUUGAUAUUUUUCCCAGAUUUUUUCAGAUAAAAUUCUAUUGUCUGAAAAAUCGAGUUUUUCAGUAUUGCUCGGAAUUGUAAUCUGAAUAUACCGUUGGAUUCGUCUCGUCGAGACGAGAAAACUGGUAUUUUUGGGGAUUUUUUUUGGCCACCGGAAGCUGCCGUACGCGCCGCCAAACGCCGGCCAAAAACUGCCUGCGUCAUGCUGACGUCAUCACGUGCAGACAGAGGUUGAAGACAGCUGACGUCAUCGCUGACGUCAUCAGCCAGCCAGAGCUGCGUCAGCGCCACAUGUGCAGUCCCAGCACAGUCAGCCGCCACGUCACCAGUCAACUGCCAACUUUCACCAGCGCCCAGUCAGCUGCCACGUCAUCGCCCAGUCACCGCCACGUCACUGCCACGUCACUGCCACGUCACCGAAGGUGAAAAUGACCUUUGACGAGUCAACUUCAUCUUCCGGAGCUAUGAUUAUGCUCACGGCUACCAACUACACGCUAUGGAACCUCGGAUGGAAGAUUUCCUUAGCUGUAAAGACCUUUUUGAUCCAAUAGAGAUGAAAGGUAUUAAUCCUGACCCGGCUAAGUCAACGGAAUGGAAGAAAAUUAAUAGAAAAACUAUUGGUCAAAUCCGACAAUGGAUUGACCAUAGUGUCUUCCACCAUGUUGCACAAGAAACCGAUGCUUAUACCCUUUGGAAAAAGUUAGAAGAUAUGUACCAGGCCAAGACCGCUAGGAACAAGGCCCUACUGAUGAGGCGUCUUGUUAAUAUGAAGCUCAAAAGUGGAACUUCUGUUGCCGAACAUACUAGUCAAUUUCAGAGUCUGGUAAAUCAACUAUCUUGUGUAGAAAUGCCACUUGGAGAUGAAAUGCAAUCUCUACUACUUCUUAGUUCCCUUCCUGAUAGUUGGGAGACACUAGUUGUUACUCUCAGCAACUCAGCCCCAGAUGGCAAACUUACCAUGUCUGUGGUCAAGGAUGCACUGUUCAAUGAGGAGGCAAGAAGGAAAGACAUGAGCACAGAUGAGACUCAUGCCCUUGUGACGGAGAAUCGAGGAAGAUCACAAGGAAAGCAACAAAGAAACAGUAGAGGAAAGUGGCAAAGCAGGGGCAAAAGUCGGGGGAGAUCAUCAGAUGGCCGGAAACCUUCUUAUACAUGCCACCAUUGCGGUAUAGAGGGUCACAUGAAGAAGAAUUGCUACAAAUUGCUAGAGGAGCGAGGCAAGAGCAAUUCUCAAGCGAAGAGCAAGGGUGGUGAAGCGCUCAUCACAAUCUCAGGUGAUGUGGCGUAUUGUACUAUCAAUGAUGAAACAUGCCUUCACGUCUCAAGAGAGGACACUGAAUGGGUGGUAGAUACUGCAGCAUCCUACCAUGUUACUCCCCACAGGUACUACUUCACAACUUACAAAGCUGGAGACUUUGGAGCAGUGAAGAUGGGCAAUUCCAGUUCAUCUGAAAUAGCUGGAAUUGGUGAUGUACAAAUAAAGACGAGUUCUGGGAGCACAAUCACUUUGAAAGAUGUCAGACAUGUUCCAGACCUUCGUCUCAAUCUCCUGUCAGUGGUAUGUCUUGACGAACAGGGGUAUGAAAACCACUUUAACAGGGGCACCUGGAAAAUGUCAAAGGGCGCUUUGACAAUCGCUCGAGGACAUGUUUGUGGCACAUUGUACAAAACCCAUUUGAGGAUUUGUACGGAUAGCCUGAACAUUGCUGAGGAGACUUCUCAGAAUCUGUGGCACCUGAGACUCGGCCACAUCGGUGAGAAAGGGCUGACUACCUUGAUCAAGAAGAACCUUAUCAACACCGACAAGAAUGCUGCACUGGGUCCUUGCAGUCAUUGUCUGUUUGGUAAGCAUCAUAGAGUAUCAUUUAGUUCUACUUCAGCUAAAAGAUCAGAGUUGUUAAGUUUGGUACACUCCGACGUUUGUGGUCCUUUCGAGGUGGAAUCAAUCGGUGGAAGCAGAUAUUUUCUGACUUUUAUUGAUGAUGCUUCUCGGAAAGUGUGGGUGUAUUUCCUGAUUACGAAAGAUCAGGUAUUUGAGUGCUUCAAGACAUUUCACGUCUUGGUGGAACGUGAAACGGGAAAGAAGCUGAAAUGUCUCCGAUCUGAUAAUGGAGGCGAGUAUACUUCUAAGGCGUUCGAUGCAUAUUGUAGAGAAUAUGGCAUUCGACAUGAGAAGACAGUACCACGCACCCCUCAGCACAACGGCGUUGCUGAAAGAAUGAACCGGACUAUCAUGGAGCGUGUCCGGAGCAUGCUGAAUAUGGCUAAGCUUCCGAAGUCAUUCUGGGCAGAAGCAGUCAACACCGCAUGCUAUCUUAUCAACCGAUCACCUUCAGUACCACUGAACUUUGAAGUUCCAGAGAGGCUAUGGACAUGUAAGGAUCCUACAUACUCACAUCUUAGAGUAUUUGGUUGUUCAUCAUAUGCACAUGUAUCCAAAGAGCUCAGGCAGAAGCUCGAUGCAAGAACUAUCCCAUGCAUUUUCGUUGGCUAUGGAAAUGAAGAGUUUGGAUACAGGCUAUGGGAUCCUAAGGAGAAAAAGGUGUUCAGAAGUAGGGAUGUUGUGUUCCACGAAGAUUUGACAAUAGAAGACAUUGAAAACCCCACAAUGUCUCGGAAGUCAAAUGAGGGUGUUUAAGUUUCAAAUGAAGCACCAGAAGAGGACAAAGUGCAUGAAGAUAACUCAGAAGCAGAAGAGGAGGAGACAGAAGAGAGUGCAGAGCAAGGGGAGACACAAUCCACCCCGCCAGACACAGAUGAUGGUAGCUCUUCUCAGAUGGUUCCUACUGUUCGUAGAUCUGAACGAGGGCAUAUACCAUCGACAAGGUACACAUCAUCUGAAUAUCUUUUGUUAACUGAAGAUGGAGAACCAGAGAGUUUUCAAGAAGCUGUAUCUCAUAAGGAUAAAGAAAAAUGGCUAAUAGCAAUGCAGGAUGAGUUAGAAUCUCUGCAGAAAAAUCAAACUUAUGAGAUCGUAGAACUUCCUAAAGGGAAGAAGGCACUGAGGAACAAAUGGGUGUUCAAGCUGAAGAAGGAUGCAAACGGACAAGUGGUGAAACACAAAGCUCGGUUGGUUGUCAAAGGGUUCCAGCAGAAGAAAGGAAUUGACUUUGAUGAGAUCUUUGCACCAGUUGUCAAGAUGACCUCAAUCCGAGUUAUACUUGGCUUAGCAGCAAGUAUGAACUUGGAGCUUGAACAGAUGGAUGUGAAGACAGCAUUUCUUCACGGAGAUUUGAAAGAAGAAAUCUAUAUGCAGCAGCCGGAAGGUUUUGAGAACUCAAAUGAUAAUUUUGUGUGUAAAUUAUCUAAGAGUUUGUAUGGCUUGAAGCAGGCACCAAGGCAGUGGAAUAAGAAGUUUGACUCAUGCAUGAAGAGUCAAGGCUACAAGAAGACUACUGCAGAUGAGUGUGUAUACAUCAAGAAACUUCCAGACGGUACCUUCAUUGCUCUUCUACUAUAUGUAGACGACAUGUUGAUCGUUGGGAAAGAUGCAGUGAAGAUAAACCAACUGAAGAAAGAACUCUCUAAGUCUUUUGAUAUGAAAGACUUAGGACCGGCUCGACAGAUUCUUGGGAUGCAGAUCAUUCGAGACAGGAAGAAUCGCAAGUUAUGGCUAUCUCAGGAGAAGUACAUUGAACGAGUACUUGAGAGAUUCAACAUGAAUGAUGCCAAGCCAGUAAGUGUUCCACUUGCGAAUCACUUCAAGUUGAGCAAAAGAACAUGCCCUACAUCCAAGGAAGAGAUCGGGGAGAUGUCAGCAGUUCCAUAUUCUUCAGCAGUUGGGAGUUUGAUGUACGCCAUGGUAUGCACAAGGCCAGACAUCGCACAGGCAGUGGGUACAGUGAGUCGUUUUCUCUCUAACCCCGGGAAGGAGCAUUGGGAGGCAGUCAAAUGGAUUCUCAGGUACUUGAAAGGUACCACGAAGUUAUGUCUUUGUUACGGAGGAGCUGAUCCAGUCUUGGAAGGCUACACAGAUGCUGAUAUGGCAGGAGAUACUGAUAGUAGAAAGUCUACUUCAGGAUAUAUCUACACUUUUGCAGGGGGAGCCGUUUCUUGGCAAUCAAGAUUGCAGAAGUGUGUCGCUUUAUCUACAACAGAAGCAGAAUACAUUGCUGCCGCUGAAGCAGGUAAGGAAAUGUUGUGGCUAAAGCGUUUUCUCCAAGAACUUGGGAUCCAUCAGAAAGAGUACAAGGUACAUUGUGACAGUCAGAGUGCUCUAGACUUGAGCAAGAACUCUAUGUACCAUUCUCGUACAAAGCAUAUUGACAUUCGGUAUCACUGGAUACGGGAGACGAUUGAUCAACAACUGUUGAGACUAGUGAAGAUCAAUACAAAGGAGAAUCCAUCAGACAUGCUGACGAAGGUGGUAACACGGGAUAAGCUAGAGCUGUGCAGAGACAUAGUCGGGAUGCUUGUUUUGAAUAUGCCUGGAAGGGGAGAAUUGAAGAAUUCAAUUUCCAGGUCAUAUCCAAGUACAAGCAAAUUGAAGAAUCCAAUUGCAACAACAAUGAACCUUCCUCCAUGUGCAAGCAACAACCAUGAAGCUUCCUCCAUGUGCAAGAAUGACAAAUGGAGCUUCCAUACACCGAAGAGUACACCUAGGAGUGACCUUCCUUCCAACCACCAUUGAAGCUUCCUUCCACCUUCAUAGUACCUAGUUUUGGUGCUAUAAAUAGAGAGCUUGGAGAGUCUUUCUAUCAUCAAGCAAUUUAGAUCAUAGAUUAGAAUACCACAACCAAGUUUGAGUUGUGAAUAUCCUUGAGAGAUAUGUGAGGUGUUUUGAGAGUUUUUAGUUAGAGCUUGUAUGUCUCUUCUUUCUAUUCUUGAAAGUAAUAGAAGUGUUUUUCUCUCAUAUUAGCACGAUCCUGUUAUUCCCAACAUAAAUGUCCAUUGCUUUUUAGUUUCCUCACUUAGACUACUUGCUUUUUACCUUGGCAUAUGGCGGGCACAUGUAAAAUUACAUCUAUGUAUUAUAAAAACACUUGCCAAACUGUCCAAAAUAAGCUCCCAUAGUCCCAUCCUGCUGAUCUGCUGAAGAAAUUCCAGCAGCAAAAUAAUCAAUAAAAUUCAGAAUAAGUGUCAUUAGGUGGAGGCGCUGCUAGGCGGCGACGUUGCUGGGGGACAGCGGUGUUAGACGGAGGCGCUGCUAGGCGGCAACGUUGCUAUGCAGCCAUUCUUUUGACAUCCUCCUACAUUUGAAGUCAUACAAACUGAUUAUAAAUUAAAAAUUCACACAUGAAUACACUUCUAAGACAAAUACUUUAUUGAAAACACUUGAAUUAAAUUUUAUUAGCAUAUUCUUG
This is a messenger RNA of Cuscuta epithymum, 5717 nucleotides long. Lineage: Eukaryota; Viridiplantae; Streptophyta; Magnoliopsida; Solanales; Convolvulaceae. The record is from the annotation of a GenBank genome assembly.